Messenger RNA from Strongylus vulgaris, 525 nucleotides. Lineage: Eukaryota; Metazoa; Nematoda; Chromadorea; Rhabditida; Strongylidae. The record is from the annotation of a GenBank genome assembly.
AUCAUAUCUUACACGAUAUCCAUGUGUUUCUUGAUCGUUUGGUUUCGUCGAAUGAAUCGCUCGGAUAAGCCGUUUAUCCAAAGACUUAGAAGUUCCGUGUACUCAAUUAUUCGUUCUUUACCAUGGGUAAAACGUCGGGUGAAAGCUGAUCUUGAGAGAGCCCGUAGGGAAAUUGAAGAAGAAGUUCAUCAGUGUGAUCAGAAACGUGAUUUUUACAAGUUUUUGCCGGAGCAUCCACUUAACCCCGAAGAUAUUCUAUCAGAAGCUCGGCAGUAUGCAGCUAUGGGUGAGCGACGUUAUAUGGAACAUUACGAUCCUCGUUCAAGAACUCAAGACAUGACACUUUGCGCUAAGAUCUAUGAUCUCUUUUCUCAUUCCGAUCCUCAUCGGUCGGAUGCUUUUCCAGGUGCGAGAAAGAUGGAAGCAGAGAUACUGCGAAUGGCAUUGUCAAUGUUCCAUGGCGGAGUCGAAGCUUGUGGUGUUGUGGCAGGUGGUGGAACAGAAGCGACAUUGCUUGCUUGUCUU